This is a messenger RNA of Carassius auratus (goldfish), 734 nucleotides long. RefSeq names its product histone H3-like. Lineage: Eukaryota; Metazoa; Chordata; Actinopteri; Cypriniformes; Cyprinidae. The coding region runs from base 37 to 693 and encodes 218 amino acids. Gene Ontology annotation, molecular function: DNA binding; structural constituent of chromatin; protein heterodimerization activity. The transcript has 2 exons. Gene Ontology annotation, cellular component: nucleosome. The record is from RefSeq and is a predicted model, not a curated record.
UUUCUACUUACUCAGAACGAGAAGUACAUCUCAACAAUGGCAAGAACCAAGCAGACCGCUCGUAAAUCCACCGGUGGUAAAGCCCCGAGGAAGCAGCUCGCUACUAAAGCCGCCCGGAAGAGCGCCCCAGCCACCGGCGGCGUCAAGAAGCCCCACCGUUACAGGCCCGGGACCGUGGCUCUCCGAGAGAUCCGCCGCUAUCAGAAGUCCACCGAGCUGCUGAUCCGCAAACUGCCUUUCCAGCGUCUGGUGCGAGAGAUCGCUCAGGAUUUCAAGACUGACCUGCGCUUCCAGAGCUCCGCAGUCAUGGCCCUGCAGGAGUCCAGCGAGGCUUACCUGGUCGGUCUGUUCGAGGACACCAACCUGUGCGCCUUCAUCACCAUGUCUGGAAGAGGCAAAGGCGGUAAAGGACUCGGAAAAGGAGGCGCUAAGCGUCACCGUAAAGUGCUGCGUGAUAACAUCCAGGGAAUCACCAAACCCGCCAUUCGUCGUUUAGCUCGCCGCGGCGGAGUCAAGCGCAUCUCCGGUCUGAUCUACGAGGAGACCCGCGGUGUGCUGAAGGUGUUCCUGGAGAACGUGAUCCGCGACGCCGUCACCUACACCGAGCACGCCAAGAGAAAGACCGUCACCGCCAUGGACGUUGUGUACGCGCUCAAACGACAGGGACGCACCUUGUACGGCUUCGGAGGAUAAAAGACGACAACCACAAACCCAACGGCUCUUUUAAGAGCCAC